Molecule: messenger RNA, 2436 nt
Organism: Gekko japonicus
Lineage: Eukaryota; Metazoa; Chordata; Lepidosauria; Squamata; Gekkonidae
Gene: LHPP
Product: phospholysine phosphohistidine inorganic pyrophosphate phosphatase
Exons: 7
Coding region: 51-866 (271 amino acids)
Biological process (GO): dephosphorylation
Cellular component (GO): cytosol
Molecular function (GO): inorganic diphosphate phosphatase activity; phosphatase activity
Source: RefSeq, a predicted model, not a curated record
GCUCCUCUGGCGGGCGGUUGCUGAAAUCUGCCGGCAGGGCAAGCUCCGUGAUGGCUGGUUGGGCUCAGCACUUGGCAGGCAUUAAGGGCUUGGUGUUAGACAUCAGCGGGGUGCUUUUUGAUAGUGGAGGCGAAGGAGGCGGAGUCCCCAUUCCUGGAUCUAUAGAAGCUGUAAAAAAGAUCAAGGCAUCUGGUCUGAAGCUGCAGUUUUGUACCAAUGAAACUCAAGCGACACGUGAGAAGUUUGUGAAGAAGUUGCAGCGACUGGGCUUUGACAUUGUGGUAAAUGAAGUCACUGCUCCAGCACCAGCAGCGUGCCGCAUUCUCAAGGAACGUAACUUGAGGCCAUACCUUCUUGUACAUGAUGAUGUCAUCCCUGAAUUUGCUGAUAUUGAUAAAACAAACCCCAACUGUGUGGUGACUGGUGAUGCAGCAGACAACUUCUCUUACAAAAAUCUUAAUGAAGCCUUUCGAGUUCUCAUUGGCCUGGAGAAUCCAGUUCUGUUAUCUCUGGGAAAGGGGCGCUAUUAUAAAGAAACUGAUGGCUUGAAACUUGAUGUCGGAGUAUAUAUGAAGGCCCUAGAGUAUGCCUGUGACAUUCAAGCUGAAGUGGUGGGGAAGCCAGCCAAAAUGUUUUUCCAGUCAGCAUUAAGAGAAAUGGGUGUGGAACCACACGAGGCCAUCAUGAUUGGAGAUGAUAUUGUGAAUGAUGUAGGAGGCGCUCAGCAGUGUGGCAUGAGAGCUCUCCAAGUACGGACGGGGAAGUACAGGCCUUGUGAUGAGCAACAUCCCCAAGUGAAGGCAGAUGGUUAUGUGGACAACCUGGCAGAAGCAGUGGAGGUUAUUCUAAAGCAACUGCACAAGUAAACUGGAUCUCAGAAGACGAGUGAUCAGAAAGACGGCUGAUUUUUUACUGUGUUCGUCUCCAUUCAGUUCGCUUCCAUAUCAUUACCCAGUUGUAUGCAGUCACAAUUAAUUAUGUAGCAAACAGUGGAACUGCCAGUGUGCCUCAGAAGCCUUUUAAAAAAAAAACACCUUGUAAUUGCAAGUAACUGAAGUGAAAUAUUAACCGGAACAAAAGAAAAAGAUGACGUCUAGUGCAUACUUACGACACCUCAGAAUCUUUUGAAUCUUAAUUAUCUGUUUGGGGUAUAUAAAACCAUCCCUUAUCAGUGCUUAAACAUCCAUGCCCUGUACCAGUUGGGCUGAGAUCUGGUUCCUGAGCUGGAUUUUCCCCGUUUCCUUGGGAAAAAAGUUAACAGAGGUGUUGUCACUGUGUUAAAGCAGUGCAGAUUAAUGCAGAACAAGCCAAUCCUUAGAUCCUUGUAUGUAGAUACCAAGAUUGUAUUCUUUUCCCUCUGCUCUUAUGGUUUCCUUCAGUUGGAAAAGCAGUAUCCCAAGAGUGAAGACAGAUUUAACAUUUGUAGAGCAGCAGGGCCUCUUUCGAAGUGGCCUUAUUACCCUAACUCCUACCGUACCUUCCUUCUCCAAGGCUGAGCAGAGGGGAGGGGGUGGAACUUGUAAGUCUGAAGCAAAAAUCUAGUACCGAAUGUCUAACAGCUGUCAUUCUGUAACUUCUGCAAGAAAUCUCUCUCCCAGCCCCAGGACAUUUUUUUUCCCUUUAAAAAGGCAUCAAACAAACGGACACAUAUAUAAAUGUACAUAAAGAGAUUUUGAAAAAAGACAUUCUUGCCUGAUGCAUGAAGUAGGAUGAGAUGGACAGCUAGGCUAGGCCUGUCUUCGUUGGUAUACACAUCUGUCCUUUCAGUUGAGAAUCUGGGCUCACCUUACAUCCCAGAGACUCACUGUGGGCUCUCUUCUUUAUUAUGUCAGUCUUCACUCUAAAAGUAACGCUUGUUCUCAGAUAACUGAAUAAGUGGUUUUGGAGCUGCUCCAGGUACUAGUCUGGGACUAUUUUUGUUUGGCGUGCCUCUGGCAUGACCCUGGGAAGGAACUAGGCUGAGGUCACCAACCAGAACUUUUGAAGAAGGGAAUUCUAUAUUUUUCCACAGAUGCCAUCCGGUCAAUGACACAAAUUCUGUUCACCUUUACUUUGAGAAAUGCAGACAUUUGUGUAUGGCUUUCUUGUCUGGGUGGAGAGUUAGGCUUCCAUGACUGGACUGCUGCUGUCUAAUCACAUUGUUUUGCUCUUCUAAGAAUAGCCUUACAGAUUGAGAACUAUCUUAUAGUGGCUGGAAGCCAACCUGAAAGUGGUGGUGUUGGGUUUCGCAAUUUCAGAACUAAACAACCAUGCCCUACUAUGUACUCAUUGCUCCAAAGUUGUCUUGUAUUAGCAAGAUAAUAAAUAAUAAAUACAACCGUUUAACAAACUUUAGCAACAGAUUGCAAUAACAUCAGUCCUUUUUGCCAUGUCAUCCAGUUCUUGGCAUGUUAAGCAAAAAUCAACAGAAAUUCUGAAGUAGAAAAGUGACUCUUC